Chiloscyllium plagiosum (whitespotted bambooshark) is the source of this 815-nucleotide messenger RNA. NCBI's taxonomy places the organism in Eukaryota, Metazoa, Chordata, Chondrichthyes, Orectolobiformes, Hemiscylliidae. The record is from RefSeq and is a predicted model, not a curated record.
UGACCGCUUACUCUAGACUCAUUUUGUCCUCAUAACCUGUGCAGAGGAUUGGUUCAGUUCCAGUUCAGGAUUCAAAACUUACUUCGAAGUGAACCAGUGUUUUUUAGUUUUCACGUCAAGGUAAAACUGCGCCCUUUAAUCGGAGAGAAGGUGUUAAUGUGUGAAGUAACGCAGUGAUUUUGCAAGAAUGAAUGCAGUAACCAAACUCCAGUUCCGAGAGAAUGUUACAGAUUCUGAGUGACUGGUUUUGGUGGGAUCACCUCUGGCUUCCCCGAAAUCUAACCUGGACCGAUCUAGAGGACAAAGAGGGCUUUGUGUAUGCCAAGGUCUCCCAUUUAUAUGUCACAGUCUUCUAUGCUGCUCUCCUGAUGAUAGUCCGGCACUUUUUUGAAAGGUAUAUUGCUACACCUCUUGCCAAAUUACUAGGGGUUAAGGAUCAAAUAAGAUUGAAGGUCACACAUAAUGUGGUUUUAGAAAAAUUUUUUGUCUCCACAUCAAAGCAUCCAACAAGGUCACAGUUAGAAGGUUUGUCAAAGAAAUGCAGUUGGACAGUACGGAUGGUCGAGAGAUGGUUUAGAAGGCGGCGCAAUCAAGAAAGACCAAGUUUGAUGAAAAAGUUUCGAGAAGCUUGCUGGCGAUGUACAUUUUACCUCCUGGCAUUUAUUGGUGGUAUUGCUGUCCUGAUUGAUAAGCCAUGGUUUUACGACACGUGGGAGGUGUGGGUAGGAUAUCCUAAACAGGUCAGUCACUCUGAAUGCUUAACUGUUAACUGUGGUUCCUGUCUACUUUCAAUACUUUGUACUGGGGACUCUUGA